This is a messenger RNA of Medicago truncatula (barrel medic), 1708 nucleotides long. Its product is annotated as tRNA-dihydrouridine(20/20a) synthase. The transcript has 13 exons. Gene Ontology annotation, biological process: tRNA dihydrouridine synthesis. Gene Ontology annotation, molecular function: flavin adenine dinucleotide binding; tRNA dihydrouridine synthase activity. The coding region runs from base 255 to 1382 and encodes 375 amino acids. The record is from RefSeq and is a predicted model, not a curated record. Lineage: Eukaryota; Viridiplantae; Streptophyta; Magnoliopsida; Fabales; Fabaceae.
UUUAGGUAUUAUUGUUAAAUGUUGUGGAAAAUAGUCGGGUGGGGGGUGUAUCGAGUAAGUUAGAAACAACAGGGUAUACCUUGGUUGAAGAGGAGACUGCAAUGCAACAGAAGAAAACUGAAAAACUUUUCAAUUUGCCGCUGGAUUCUGUCAACAACGAUUGUUGGUAGUUAUAUACAUCUUUGAGGAAUUUGUGCUGGUUAGGGUUGUUUUCUGCUUAUACUUGAAAGGAAGAAACAUACAGUGUAGCUGCAAUGGUUGAAGAUGAUUAUCUUCCUCCUUGGUUUAGUGUGGCUCCAAUGAUGGAUUGGACAGACAAUCAUUAUAGAACUCUUGCACGUCUCAUAUCAAAACAUGCCUGGCUCUAUACGGAGAUGCUUGCGGCUGAAACAAUUGUUUAUCAAAAGGGUAAUCUGGACAGAUUCUUGGCAUAUCCUCCAGACCAACAUCCUAUUGUGCUUCAAAUCGGAGGCAGUAAUUUAGAGAAUUUGGCGAAAGCAACCAAGCUUGCUGAUGCUUACGGCUAUGAUGAGAUCAACUUCAAUUGUGGUUGCCCUAGUCCUAGAGUAGCAGGACGUGGAUGCUUUGGUGCACGUCUUAUGCUUGAACCAAAGUUUGUUGCGGAGGCUGUUUCAGUGAUUGCUGCCAAUACAAAUGUACCUGUCAGUGUCAAAUGUCGAAUCGGUGUGGAUGAUCAUGAUUCAUACAAUGAACUAUGUGAUUUCAUUUACAAGGUCUCUUCUCUAUCACCUGCUAGGCAUUUCAUAAUUCACUCAAGAAAGGCACUGCUGAAGGGCCUCAGUCCUGCUGAAAAUCGUAGUAUUCCUCCACUGAAAUAUGAAUACUUUUAUGGCCUCUUGCGCGACUUUCCUGACUUAACAUUUACAAUCAAUGGUGGUAUUACUUGUAUUGAUGAGAUCAAUGCAGCUCUAAAGACCGGUGCACAUGGUGUUAUGCUUGGACGUGCUGCCUACCAUAACCCUUGGCAUAUUUUGGGGAACGUUGAUAGAGCAAUUUAUGGUGUACCAAGUAUUGGUCUUACACGUCGUCAGGUCCUUGAGAAAUACCAAGUAUAUGGAGACUCGGUGUUGCUACAAUAUGGAUUUCGGCCAACUGUGAGAGACAUUGUGAAGCCUUUACUUGGUUUUUUCCAUUCUGAGCCUGGGAAUGGACUUUGGAAGCGCAAAGCAGAUUCUGCUGUCCAAACUUGCACGACAGUAAAAUCAUUUCUUGAAGAAACUCUUGUCGCAAUUCCAGACUCAGUCUUGGAUUCGUCAUUUGCGAAAUCACCACCUGGCCGUGGAGAUCUUUUUGCAAACAUUGACAGUUUAUUGCCUCCACCAUACAGAACAAGAGACGAGGAUGCUGUGCAAAUCCUUUAAUUAUCUGUUCUAUGAAAAUGACCUAAAAUGCAGUGCAAGUUUAUAUAGAAAGUUUAAAUAAAAAAACUAGGGGAUUACUAUUCUUUUUAGCUUUUGCUUUUACUGUUGGUUUUGGCUAAAUUUGUUAUGUUGUGCUAUCUGUUGAGAAAAAUGUUGGGUAGCUUAUAUUACUCCAUAUCAGAUAAGCCUGACCUCACUCCCAUUAGAAGGAAACAAAUAUAUUAAAGUACAAUAUUCAUUUUUUUUUGGGAAUAGAUUAAUUUUGAUGCAUUUUCGGUGUAAAACAUUUUACAUGCUCAACAAAUCUCAAACCAUCUUUUGUAUGA